AUGUAUUUGUACGGACGACAAUUAAUGUCAAGAGUACCGGCCUUUUUUUUUUUGUUUUGACAGAAAGAAUACCAACCUUUUAGGUUGCUAUUAUUAUGCAGAAUCUAAUGAGAGCCUAUAAUCAAAAACUGCAAAGGUGCCAAAAUUUGUGUGGAAAUUCUCUUUCCACCUACAACAAUAAAACCCAACCCUUACAACCUGAGUUUCACCGUCUCUCUUUGUCUCUGCUCUUUGAAUAUUUUUUGAAGAGAAGAGACAAUGGAUUCUAGGUUCAAUAAAAGCCUCCUUGUCAUCCUAUCCUUCUCUUCUCUUCUUCUAUCUUCCAAUGCCGUCCCAUCAACUCACAUUUCCACAAGUGUCCCAGCCCCAGCCCCUUCAAUCCACUAUGUUGAUUACAUUCUCCCGAAAAGAAAACCGAACGCUGGUAUUGGUCUGUUUGAGAAUUCUGUCCCGCUUAAAAAACAGAACUCUGCUUCCGUUUCUCCAGAUGAUUCCGAUUUUCAGUUUGAAGAUCCAAACUUGCUAGGAUCCAUUGCAGCAGACGUUGCCAAGAAUGCUGAUCCUGAGAUCGUAAAAUUAUGUGUCAACGGAGAAAAUCCAGCUCUUUGUGCUGCAACCAUUUCAUCACUCUUGAAAGGUCCUUUUGACCCCCUCAAGGCACUUGAGAUUGAGGUUGAUUUCACCCUCAAACAAGCCAAGAGUGUAGCUGCUAUCAUUACAGCGUUGCUUAAUGACCCUAACACCGACAAAAAAGCCAUGAAAGCUCUUCAGAUAUGCCAAAUACAAUACAAUUCAAUGCUGGAUGCAAUCAAUGAGACAGUUGAGUUACUUGGACAACACAAUGUCGUGGACUCUUUUUACAAGUUCAGUUCUGUGAUAUCAUACAAAACUACAUGUGAGGAUGCUUUUGUGAAAUCUCCUGGAGUUGAAAUACCAUUUUCUCAGGAUUCACGUACUCUAUUUGAUUUGGGUGGUAAUUGUUUGGGCAUCAUGAACACUUUAGUUAAUAACCACAAGUUUUAAAUUAAUUGGUUCAUGAAAUGGGAGAUCAUGACAUGGGAGGGAGAAGAAGGUGA
Messenger RNA from Medicago truncatula (barrel medic), 1076 nucleotides. RefSeq lists its product as uncharacterized. The transcript has a single exon. The record is from RefSeq and is a predicted model, not a curated record. NCBI's taxonomy places the organism in Eukaryota, Viridiplantae, Streptophyta, Magnoliopsida, Fabales, Fabaceae. Bases 259 to 1023 code for a protein of 254 amino acids. Gene Ontology annotation, molecular function: enzyme inhibitor activity.